CAAAAAACUGCUUUGCUUACACAUUUUAGUAAGUAACGGUUCUCUUUGUUAGUCUUGUGUGCUCAGUACUCCAGGUGUGACCAUACAAGUACAGGUCGUUGUGAGCUUCUGCAGCAGUUUUGUUUUUUUCUGAGUCAAGUAGAGGAGAGGGCAGUGUCGCCAUCCCGUGAAGAUAAUCAUAAAUUUUAGUAUUUCUGUGAAAGAAGCCAAUACUGGUACUAGUGGUCCACUUGACCGUCAGUCUUUGAUUGACAGGUUAUCAAAUUGUAGACGUCCUACUUCUGCUUAGAUUUCCCAGGCCUGGACAUCGUAAAAGAACUUCGCGUUCUUGUGGAUUCUCCCUCAGAUGUGGACGAGGAGCUGACUGCACUACUAGUAUUCUUACUUCCGCAAUAAAAAAUAUUACGGAGCACUCGAUCGAUGGCUGUGUCAUCAAUGUCGGAGGUGAACUUCGAUUCCCUCUCCAUGUCUCAGGAUGAGGCAUGCGACUGCAUUUAUCGAAUGCUGGCCAAGAUCGGAGUGGCUGAGGACCUGAACGUGUCUGACGACACGAUAAGACAUUUUGCGAAUGAGAUACCGGACUACUACAACCAUGUGCCGUUCCAUUGCUUCCAGCAUUGCGUCAUGGUAUCACAGAUGACUUUUCUAGUGCUAACACGUUGCAGUUUGGGCAAGUCGAUUGGUCAGCGCCAGAGUACCUCUUUAAUUCUUGCUGCGCUCUGCCAUGAUAUGCAGCAUCCCGGCUUGAGUAAUGAGUAUCUCUUACGGACAGGCCAUGAGUUUGCGCAGGCGUACAAGACGUCGCCUCUGGAGAACCACCAUAUCGCCUGUGCGCAUAAGCUCAUGUCAAGCGGUAUUGCCAAUAGUAUACCGGAUAGCGAGCGGGAACAGUUGCUUCGGGACAUGCGAGAGUACAUCCUUGCCACGGACUUAUCCAAUCACACUGGCAUCAUGACGGAAGUGGAGACGAUAACGCCUAUCUUCGACAUCGCCAAUCCAUCACAUCUACGAACGCUAUGUAAGUUGGUGUUGAAGUGUUCAGAUGUAUCUAAUGAGUGCCGUCCACAACCCGUAGCUAGCCGGUGGCUGAACAAACUCAACGAGGAAUUCUGGGCUCAGGGUGACCAGGAGAAAUCGGAGGGUUUCACACCCAAGCCGAUAAUGGACCGCGAAAUGGCAGAUAUAGGACAUCAACAGGUCGGUUUUCUAUCUGACUUGGUCAUCCCCAUGUUUGAGGACCUCUGCAAGCUUGUGCCGCCGUUUGAAGAUCUGGCGUUAACCUCGCUGCGUGCGUCUCUACAGCACUACAGUGCUGCCGUCGAGGACCAAGCAACGGUGUGAGCGCAGUCAGCGGCAGGGUUGUCUAGCCGUGCCCUACGCUACAGUGCCAACUGCUGAAUCGUAUGUUCGAGCGUGUGGAGUUUGUGUGCAGAGCACAACGCCACAGCAGCGAGUUUCCCCGCGUACGGAGUAGCCAUGCUGAGGGCUUCUUUAGACGAGCGGCGCUGUGCAAGUGCUGCAGCGUGAUGGUGUCUUGAAAAGUGGUCGACGCGCCACCGUGUGUGUCCGGCCAUGAACGAUGCCCGCAUCAGGGCCAGAAUCGCGCGUGCGUGCGUGCGCGUGCGCGCGUGUGUGUGUGUGUGUGUGUUUGUUUAUAUGUGGUGGGGUGGUGUUAUUAUUGCUUUGCUGUUGUUGUACCAAUCCACUGUGGCUGGCUGGUCCCGUCAUGGUGCUGCCUGCUGGCGCUAUUAUUGGAAGGUCUUAGUUGCGUUUCUUUUUCCGUCUCUCUCUCUCUCUCUUUCUUUCUUUCUCCCUCUCUCUUGAUUCUCAUACACUUUGUUGAUCCAUUCUCUACUCGCUUGGGUGUGAGUGCUAUUUUUUCUCGCACGCGUUGUAUAUCCGUUUCUCUACUCGUCUGUAUGUGUGUGAAGUCAUGGCACAGAGCGGGGUCCUUUGUCGUGCGUGUGGCACGUUUUGUCAGCCGACUAACUCGUCUUUGCACCCACACUGGCGUGUCGGUUCUACUCAACUACUGCACCAAUGAUCUGACUAUGACCAGAGUUGUAAUAUAUCCACUAACCAUCGACAUUGAAUAUCCGAUUGGCCGAUGGCGUGCUAGCGGUUUUGCCGUCUCUCUCUCUCUUUUUAGGGCUUCUCAGUUGCAGCUUUCUCGCAUGCCUCUCUUGGUUUGACGCGUUCGUCGUCGCAGUGCCUGACAAUCUAUUCUCUCUCCUCCUCCUCCUCUCUCUCUCUCUCUCUCUCUCUCUCUCUCUCUCUCUCUCUCUCUCUCUCUCUCUCUCUCUCUCUCUCUCUCUCUCUCUCUCUCUCUCUCUCUUUUCGGUGUGCUAUAUCUAUGCAUUGUCUUGACUUAGCUUCUGGAAGACUGUGUGCAAGAACUAUACAACAUAGUCACACUCCGUAUAUACUAUGCUAAAGCUCUUUCAAUUUUUGUUGAUGUUGAUCAUAUUCUCUUUUAUACCGUACAGUUGUGUUUGGCGGUGACUUGAUUUUGCCCGUUUUCUCUUUUGUGCCCACCUCUCGUGUUUGCUUUGCUUAUCUCCUUCCUGGUUGCAGUCUUGUGCAGGAUUUGUGAGAUGUUUUGCUGUUUUCGAAUUGGCGAGGUGUGUGCACAUGUAUGCUUGCGAGCACGCGGUCUCUCUCUCUCUCUCUCUCUCUCUCUCUCUCUCUCUUUCUCUCUUCUCUCUUUCAAGGUAUUAUUAGUAGGUUUUCUCUCUGUUUUUCCCUUGUUGUGGCGCUUUCUGUGUGCUUAUCUUCUUUCCAUUGUUUUGUUUGAUGACAAAUUUUUUUUGAAAAUUAAUGAUUUUUGUGA
Messenger RNA from Sycon ciliatum, 2830 nucleotides. RefSeq names its product high affinity cGMP-specific 3',5'-cyclic phosphodiesterase 9A-like. Lineage: Eukaryota; Metazoa; Porifera; Calcarea; Leucosolenida; Sycettidae. Bases 421 to 1341 code for a protein of 306 amino acids. The record is from RefSeq and is a predicted model, not a curated record. Gene Ontology annotation, molecular function: 3',5'-cyclic-nucleotide phosphodiesterase activity. The transcript is spliced from 9 exons. Gene Ontology annotation, biological process: signal transduction.